Spodoptera exigua (beet armyworm) is the source of this 2601-nucleotide messenger RNA. NCBI's taxonomy places the organism in Eukaryota, Metazoa, Arthropoda, Insecta, Lepidoptera, Noctuidae. The record is from the annotation of a GenBank genome assembly.
AUGAAUCGAGCUAAGUUUAUUUUGGGUUUAUUACAAGAAAAAGAAGAAAAAUCUAUGCAAAUAACUCUACCGGAACUUGAUGAUGACGCAUCGAAGACUUUAGAAGUAGAUGACCUGUUUUUAAAUAAAGAUUUAUAUGAGUCAGCUCCACCAUCAGAGCAAAUAUAUCCCAAGUUACCAUCAAUCAAACCACCAAACUCCGCCCCAUUAUUAACUGAUACAGGCAAUGAUGUAGUAUCCUUAGAAGAUUUUUUAUCAGAAAAAUAUGCUCCAUCUGAGCAACAACUGCAAAACCCACCCAAGAGUCCGUUUUCUGAUAUAAGCGGAAUUAAGCCUUUGGACAGUUCCUCCGAGCCUGAUUUAUCUGAUUCUGGCGACUCUUGGUAUCCAGAUAGUGAAGAAAAUUCAAAAAAGAAAAAACAGGUGAUUAUCAGAUCAUCCUCAACUGAUAGCAGUGAUUUUUGUGAUUAUUCUAAACGAAAAAAAUACAACAAAACACAGCAAAUAGAAGCAAAACCAGGAUGUUCUAAGGAUAGCUACGGUUAUAUUUCAAAUAAUUCUUUAGAGGAUUUGGAAACGGAAUCCAAUCAGCAGCAAAAUACUGAAACAUCACUUAUCACUGUGAAAAUGAACCAUGAAUCUGUAGAAACUAAUGAUCAGCAAAGUUCUUCAACAGCCAGCAUUAGUAAUGAAAAGCAAUUACAACGCUGGAAAAAAAGUGAUCCUAGCAAAUGGAAGAAAAAUAUAGCAAAAAUUAAUAGACAUAAGUGUUUGCCAUAUCAUGGAAAAAAGGGUAAUAUUAUGCAAGCAAAGAAGCCUAAGCAUGUAAAUUGUAUUGUAAAAUGCCGAUAUCAAUGCAUGAAUCAUUUUUCUGAGGAUGACAGAGUUAAAUUGUGCAAAGACUACUGGAAGAUUAAUGAUAACGUAUCUCAGAAACAGUUCUUGUUGCACCAGAUUGUUGCCAAACCAAUAAAAACUAUGAAAACUGGUAUUCCAAAUGAAAAACAUCGAUCCGCCACUUAUGAAUAUUAUUUCACUAAAGAUGAUCAGCAGCAUCGAGUCUGCAAAGACUUUUUUUUGAAAACGUUAUGUAUAUCAAAAGGUCCCGUAAAUGAAGCCAUUAAAUACAAAAACGAAUUUGGUAACUACGAGGGACAAGAUAGACGUGGUUCUCGUGCUCCUAUUAAUAAGACUGAUGCCGCAUCUGAACAAAAAAUCAUCGAUCAUAUUAACUCUUUUCCUCGACUUGAAUCUCAUUACUGUAGAAAAAAAUCUAAACGACAAUAUCUGGACAGCAAAUUAAGUAUUUCAAAAAUGUAUGAAUUAUAUAAAGAAGAACUAGUAACUGCUGGUGAAGAACCGUGUUCUUUCUAUGUGUAUAAAAGAAUAUUUGGAUCACAAUUUAAUUUGUCAUUUUUUAAGCCCAAAAAGGAUUUGUGUAUAAUAUGUACUCGCUAUGAUAGUAGUGGUCGACCUGAGUCUCUAAAAGAAGAAUAUGAUGCACAUAUUGCCAGAAAAAAUGCAGCACAAGAUGCAAAAGAAUUUGAUAAACAGCGGUCUAUGAAAGAUGACACGUAUCUCGUAGUAACUGCAGAUAUGCAAUCAACCCUUCAUAUACCUGUCAGCGGCGUAGGCAUAUUAUAUUAUACGAGGAAGCUGAAUGUGCAAAAUUAUACUAUUCACACAGCAAAACCUCCGAAUGAAGCAUUUUGCAUAACGUGGAAUGAAAUAAAUGGCAAAAGGGGCAGUAUUGAAAUCGCGAGUGCGAUGAACUGGUGGAUACAUCAAAUACCUACAUGUGUAAAAGAAGUAACUAUUUAUAGUGAUACGUGCGCAGGCCAGAAUAGAAACAAAUUUAUAACAGCUUUUCUGUGCCAUCUGAUCGCGAGGACUGAUGUGCACGUUGAAAUACUUGAGCAAAAAUAUUUAGAGAGUGGCCAUACGCACAUGGAGGUAGAUUCGAUGUACAGUGCUAUAGAAAAGUGCCAAAGGCAUACGCCAGUCUUCUCCAUGAUAGAUUGGAAAUCUAUUAUGGUUCGUGCUCGAUCAACAAGACACAAAAAAUCAUCACCGCCAUAUAUCGUUAAAGAAAUGACCUAUAACGAUAUGAUAGACAUCAAAGCCCUAAGCGAACACUUCGUUAAAAAUACAAGUAAGGACAAAGAGGGUAAUAAAAUAAUGUGGUUAAAAAUUAAGUGCCUUAGAUUCGAAAAAGGACAUCCUGGUCUGGUCAAAUUCCGUUACACACAUGAUGGCCCUUAUUCCGAAUUUGAUGUAUUUCAAACACUAGAUAAAGUAGCUCCUCGUGCUACAAGAAGGACAAAAAGAUCUCUAGAUGGUCAAGCAAUUGAGGAAAAUGAUCGUGAAGGCAGAAAAGAAAUGAUUGACAAAUUAAAAGAAUAUGUAAUUCCUAAGGCCUAUUCUAGCCCAAUCCCAAUAUCAGAAGCUAAGAAAAAGGAUCUGUUGAAUCUUUGCACCAAAGGGAUUAUACCUCAAGAACUUCAUUCUUGGUAUGAAACUCUACCUACCAGUAAAGAUAUUAUAGACAGAUUGUGCGAACCAGAUGUAGCUGAAGAAGGUGAAAACGAUUUAGAUUUUUGA